Hypomesus transpacificus is the source of this 1627-nucleotide messenger RNA. Its product is annotated as deoxynucleoside kinase. Gene Ontology annotation, molecular function: deoxyguanosine kinase activity; ATP binding. NCBI's taxonomy places the organism in Eukaryota, Metazoa, Chordata, Actinopteri, Osmeriformes, Osmeridae. Gene Ontology annotation, biological process: nucleobase-containing compound metabolic process. The record is from RefSeq and is a predicted model, not a curated record. Gene Ontology annotation, cellular component: cytoplasm; mitochondrion. The transcript has 7 exons. The coding region runs from base 81 to 869 and encodes 262 amino acids.
CCUGCCCUAGGAAAAAAACACUGAAAGUUUAAUUUCUGAUCUCGCGUGCUUCUUUAAUACUUGUGUAAGUGUCCGUCAGAAUGGCAACCCCCCCUAAAAGAGUAUGUUCAAGCUUAAACAACAGCUUUGAAAAGAGAACCAAGAAAAUAUCAAUUGAAGGAAAUAUUGCUGCGGGAAAGUCCACCUUCGUGCGGCUGUUAGAGAAAGCCUCCGAGGAGUGGGGGGUGAUUCCGGAGCCGAUUGGAAAAUGGUGCAACAUUCAGAAUACCGAAAACGAUUACGAGGAACUGAGCACUUCUCAGAAGAGCGGAGGCAACCUGCUCCAGAUGCUGUACGACAAGCCCAGCCGCUGGUCCUACACCUUCCAGAGCUACGCCUGCCUCAGCCGAGUCCGCUCCCAACUGCAGGCCCCCUCCGCCAAGCUGCUCCAGGCAGAGAGCCCCGUGCAGUUCUUUGAGCGCUCCGUCUACAGCGACAGGUAUGUGUUUGCCUCCAACCUGUUUGAGUGUGGGGACCUGAAUGAGACAGAGUGGGCCGUCUACCAGGACUGGCACAGCUGGCUCCUGGCCCAGUUUGAGAGCCAGAUCGAGCUGGAUGCCAUGAUCUACCUGAGGGCGGACCCCCAGAGGUGCAUGCAGAGGCUGCACCUGCGAGGACGGGAAGAGGAGCAAGGGAUUCCAUUGGAAUACCUGGAGCAGCUCCACUACAAACACGAGUGCUGGCUCCACCAUCGCACCACACAGGUCGACUUUGAGUACCUGAAGGACAUCCCCAUCCUGAUCCUGGAUGUGAACGAGGACUUCAAGAACAAUCGCAUCAAGCAGGAGGCUACUAUAGAUAAGGUCAAGGAGUUCCUGAGUACUCUGUGACCUGGGACAAAGACACACUAUCAAACCCAGUGAGAACGCCACUUCCAUCUUCACCUCCACCCAAUGAGACUGUUCCAUCUUCACCUCCACCUUAUAAUAACCCUCCAUCUUCACCUCCACUCAAUGAGACUGUUCCAUCUCCACCUAAUAAUAACCCUCCAUCUUCACCUCCACCCAAUGAGACUGCUCCAUCUCGACCUCCAUACAAUGAGACAACACCACCUCAUCUGUUGACCUGCUGACAUAACUAAACCUCUGGUUGACAACUGUCACAAAACACAUGAUGAAGCUCCCUAUCACUACUCUAUUUACACCCUUUUCUCCUUUGGCCAUCAACAUCUUGUAACAUAGACUAUCCCACAUUCCAACCUUACAGCACAACCUUGUCUCUCCUCUCAGUCUACCUCCCUCACCCUCUAUUAAUGUGGAGCAAACUGCGUUCGCAGGUCUACUUGAAGUUAAGUGAUUUUAGUAGUAGUGAAAUGUCAGGUUUAAGUGGGGGAUUGCAAAGUUUCCUUGUUAUUAUAACAUGACAUUGUAUAUGUUAUCAAUAGAGGUUGGAAUUGUACAUAUUCUUGACUUUUUAAACAUUAAAUGUGUUGUUGUUGUUUUUCCCAAUUUUCUUUUUGAUUUUUGUACAAAAUGUUACAGUUAUGAUCUUGUGGAAAUUGAUUCAAACAUGUUUACAGAUUGUCCAGCGCAGAAAAACAAUGCUUGAUAUUGAGUCCUGAAAAUCUGUUGAACAAUAAACCAUGGCA